Molecule: messenger RNA, 1314 nt
Organism: Camellia sinensis
Lineage: Eukaryota; Viridiplantae; Streptophyta; Magnoliopsida; Ericales; Theaceae
Source: RefSeq, a predicted model, not a curated record
AUGGAAGGUCAGAGAUUACCAAAAUACUUGGACCGUGUUGCUGAGAAGAGUAGAGCUCCCAAGGCACAAACAAGAGUAGGUUACAAAGCCCAAUUUCGCAUACGGUACGAUGCAGAUGCUGGUGAAGAGGGAAAGUACGUUGUGACACACUUCGUCGCAGACCACAACCAUGAAUUGGCGGAACAACACUGUGCGAUGUAUCUGAGGUCACAUCGCAGUUUAAACAGUGCUAACAAAGCUCAAGCAAUGGCUAUGCGCAACGUCAAUGUGAAGACUAGCCAAAUCAUGGACUUUAUGGUAAAUCAAUCCGGGUCUUAUGAGAAUGUUGGUUUCAUCCGUACGGAUCUGCACAAUCAUAUUCAAGCCGAACGUAGAGCAAAAGUUGAGGAUAGUGAUGCGCAGGCUAAUGAGACAAUUGAUACAUACACAUGGGUUUUAGAAACAUUUAUGGAGGCGAUGGGCAAUAAAGAACCUGUGUUCGUACUGACAGAUGGGGAUAAGGCGAUGCGAGAGGCAAUCAGAAGAGUAUUUCAAGACACAAGACAUCGAUUAUGUAAUUGGCAUCUUGGGAAAAAUAUUGUUUCAAAUGUUCACAAAAGUGGCUUUACACAUGCUUUCAAGCAGUGCAUGGACAUGGAAACGGAUGAGACAAAGUUUGAGCAUGGCUGGACGACAAUGAUCGAAAAAUUUGGACUUCAAACCAACAGUUGGGUGUUGGAGACAUAUGAGAAGCGUCAUAUGUGGGCUGAGGCAUAUAUGCGUGGACAUUUCUUUGUUGGGAUGAAGAGCACUCAGCACUCGGAGAGUAUGGAUGCUUAUUUCAAUCCCUUCCUCCAACACAAAUUGAAGCUAUAUGAAUUUGUUGGGCACUAUGAUCGGGCUCUUGCAAGGAUAAGGUAUAACGAGGCUGGAGAUGAUGUUGAAACAAAUAACACUUUUCCGGUAUUGAUUACUCUAUUGCGAGAUAUAGAGAGACAUGUAGCAGAGCUAUUCACCCGAAAUAUAUUUAGAAUGUUCCGUGAUGAAAUCUUAGAAGAUGGGAAGUUGAAUGUCAAGGACGUGUUCCCUUUGCCGGAUGGUCAGAAAUACUACUAUAUUCAUAAGUACAAAGUGAAGGAUAGAUCAUGGAUAGUAACACACAGUCUAGUGGAUGCUGCAAUGAGAUGUUCUUACAUGAAGUUUGAGUCGUUGGGGCUACCUUGCUGUCACAUGAUAUGUGUUAUGAAAGCUGAAAAUUUAACGCAAAUUCCCCUAACUUGUGUGCCGCAUAGAUGGACAAGGGCUGCAAGCAAGGAUGGCCAGCAAUGGCCUUAA